AUGGUGUCUUCGCCCCAAAGACCUCCCCUCGCACAUUCAAGCAAGCCGAGUUUUGCAACAUCAGUCGAUACAUAUUUUAGCAAAGACAGCACCUGGAAUUGGAAGAGGUUUUCUGCUAAUGCGGAUAUCGAGGCUCAACGUGACCCACGACUGAGUAUUGCCUCAAUACGAUAUCUCAUUCUCACCAUCUACCGCCGUUUGUUUUCGCUGGUUUAUUGCGCCAAUGCGAUCGCAUUCAUUAUUAUUAUGGUGGAGAGUCGAGAGAAGCUCCUUGCAUUCGUCAACGCAGCGGCCAUCAAUUUGCUAGUCUGCGGUCUUGCGCGACACCCGCUAGUGGUGAAUGCCAUCUUUCUCAGCUUCUGCCGCAUCUCGCAGUCAGCUCCUCUCGCGCUGCGCAAAAGGGCUGCAGAAGCAUAUCACUAUGGUGGAGUUCACAGCGGAUGCGGUGUGGCUGCCUUCUUAUGGUAUACCGGCCUCGUGGCUCUUAUAUCAUGGGAAUAUUGGGUUAAUCGAAACUCAGUGACGAUUUCUAUCCCCGUGAUUGCCCUAUCCUAUGUUUUGCUUGUCGUUCUCGUCGUCAUAAUUGUGGUUGCACACCCCACCUUCCGGGCGAAAAGACACGACUAUUUCGAACUCAUACAUAGAUUCUCCGCAUGGUUGGCGGUGGCUCUUUUCCUGACUCUCCUGCUGGUCAUGUCAGACCAAGCCCGACAUGCGCAAGGCGUGUCCCUUGGACAAUACCUGAUCGAGCUCCCAGCAUUUUGGUUCGUUCUGGUCAUCAUCGCGUCCAUCGUCCAUCCCUGGCUACUUCUCCGCUGGGUGAAGGUCCAACCCGAGUAUCUCUCACCGCAUGCUAUCCGACUCCACCUCGAUCACACAUCUACGGCAUUCGGCAAAGUAAUAGCACUCUCUAAGCAUCCGCUCAAGGAUUGGCACAGCUUUGCAACUUUCCCCGAUCCCGAUGGCAAGAGCUUUUCUUGCAUAGUAUCCAGAGCAGGCGAUUGGACAACGCGGUGUAUCAAUCAGCAACCGACGCAUAUGUGGAAGCGCGGAGUGCUUAUGUACGGCUUUAUCCACGUGAUGCGGGUUUUCCGUAGGGUGGUGGUGGUUGCCACGGGAUCUGGUAUAGGGCCAUGUCUUUCGUUUUUGAGCGAGAAGAAUCGACCGCAACUGCGAGUCCUCUGGCAGACGCGGAAUCCGAACAGGACGUACGGCCGUGACGUUCUCAGCCUAGUGCACCAGCUGGACGCCGACCCUCUUCUCAUUGAUACCGGUAACAGUGGAAGAGUGGAUAUGGUCCCAAUUGUCCAAGAACUCGUACGGGAAUUUGAUGCGGAGGCUGUGUGUGUGAUCAGCAACCCGCGGCUCACGAGAAAGGUAGUUUUUGAGCUCAAGGAAAGUGGAGUUCCUGCCUUUGGACCGAUCUUCGACUCUUAA
Penicillium waksmanii is the source of this 1437-nucleotide messenger RNA. RefSeq lists its product as uncharacterized. The coding region runs from base 1 to 1437 and encodes 478 amino acids. The record is from RefSeq and is a predicted model, not a curated record. The transcript has a single exon. Lineage: Eukaryota; Fungi; Ascomycota; Eurotiomycetes; Eurotiales; Aspergillaceae. Gene Ontology annotation, biological process: conidium formation; regulation of conidium formation; sexual sporulation resulting in formation of a cellular spore.